UGUUUACAGGAGAAUUAAGGGGAUUUUAAUUUUUAAUUUUUAAAUAUUAAUUGUCUUUUUGUUGUAGAAAUAAAUUUUAUUAUGUUUAACGUAGUUCGAAACUUAGCUACCAACGUCAAUAAACGCAAUGCUAAAGAAUAUCUUAAAAAAUCUAAACCUAAAUUUUCAAAAAAUGUGAGAUUGAAAACUAUGCCAAUAUUUAAAUAUCCUGUAAGUAAAGGAGAUUGCAGAGUAUAUGUUUGGGGUUUACAAGAACAUGGAGCUCUUGGAACUAUAAAAAAAGUUUCAUUCGGAGAGGAAGGUGUUGCUUUUAUUGGAACUCCUCAUCGAUUAUCAUUUGCAGAAUAUCAUAAAAUACUUGAUAUUACAUGUGGUUAUGGAUUUACAGUAUAUGCAGUUCAGUCGAAAGAUAAUAAAAUUCUAUAUGGAAGCGGUAUAAAUUCAGACUCUCAGCUUGGGUAUCAUCCAUUAGAUGAAAAAUUAAAAAUUCCAAUUAUUAAGGAACCAAGGCCAAUUUAUAUACCUUUGAAAGAAAAAACAACUAAGGUCCUAGGACUGGCUGCCGGUCGAGCACAUUUGCUUAUUUUAACCGACGAAGGACUUUUUACUUUAGGAAAUAAUGGCUAUGGCCAAUGCGGUAGGCCAAUUAUUGGUAACGAAAAUUAUGUAAAAAGUAAAGUCGUUCAUUGUAUACCAAAUGUAGAAGGGGCAAAAAUUACUGCUGUGACUGCUGGUCAAGAUCAUAGCAUACUUUUGACCGAGAAUGGAGAAGUUUACACAUUUGGCUGGGGCGCCGAUGGGCAAACGGGUCUUGCACAUUAUCAUAAUCAGUACAAGCCUGAAUUAGUCAAAGGGGAUUUAGUUGGUCAAAAGAUUGUCAAAGUUUCAUGCACCGCUGAUUGUGUUCUUGCACUUUCAGACAAUGGUAAAGUAUUCGCAUGGGGUAAUAGCGAAUAUGGGCAAAUACCAACAUGCAAGGAUAAUCAGCAAGUGAAUGUAGCGACCGAAUUAAAAAUUUAUGAAAAACUUGGACACAUUGUAGAUAUAGCCGCUGGUGGAAGUUUUUGUAUGGUUUUAAACAGUAGUGGAAUUGUUUAUGUAUGGGGAUUUGGAAUUCUUGGUUUAGGUCCAGAGGCUCAGAGAGUUACAGAACCCACUUCUAUUCCAAGCAUACUAUUUGGUACCAAUAUUUCUGACCCAAACACUAGCGUUGCUAAAAUAUUUUGUGGCAUCAGUCAUUUGGGAGCAUUAACUGCCGAUGGACAGUUAUACAUGUGGGGACGAAAUAAAUUUGGAGCACUCGGACUUGGUCAUCGGAAAGAUCAAUUUUUCCCGCUAAAAGUUUCAGUUGGAGCAAAAAUUAAAAAAGUAGCAUGUGGAGUUGAUCACACGGUGUCUAUUUGUAAGCCGUUUAUUUAAUAGAUGAGCGAUAGUAUUAAUACAGGAAUAAUAGACAACGAACUGGCUCCACUUUUACAUUGAAGAUUCUCAUAAGA
Messenger RNA from Ceratosolen solmsi marchali, 1496 nucleotides. RefSeq names its product Williams-Beuren syndrome chromosomal region 16 protein homolog. The transcript is spliced from 9 exons. NCBI's taxonomy places the organism in Eukaryota, Metazoa, Arthropoda, Insecta, Hymenoptera, Agaonidae. The coding region runs from base 82 to 1419 and encodes 445 amino acids. The record is from RefSeq and is a predicted model, not a curated record. Gene Ontology annotation, biological process: positive regulation of mitochondrial translation. Gene Ontology annotation, molecular function: rRNA binding; guanyl-nucleotide exchange factor activity. Gene Ontology annotation, cellular component: mitochondrial inner membrane.